GCGUGUACCCUGUGCUUACAAUUACACCAAUUCCGCUUUCUUUUCAACGGCACGUUACACGCACAGCCGAUAGCAUGGCGCAACAUUUGGCUCGCAUUCACGGCACGGAAGAAGACAAGGUCAAUUGUCCGUUUUACUUCAAAAUUGGUGCCUGUCGCCAUUCGGACCGCUGCAGUCGUCUGCACCACAAACCGGCCUUUUCGCAGACUCUCCUGGUGCAGCACCUGUACCGACAUCCCACGCGACAAGCUGAACUGCGCGCCGCUCACGGUGGCGAUGCACACGUCGACCCCAGACAGGCACAGGAAGACUUUUUUGCCUUUUUCGAAGACCUUUACGUCGAGUUUUCCAAAUUCGGACGCAUUGAAGGAAUGCACGUCGUCGAUAAUCUCGGGGAUCACAUGAUCGGACACGUCUACGUCAAGUUUGCGGAUGAAGAGCAAGCCAGUGACGCCUUACAGGUCAUGAACGGACGGUACUACGACGGACGACCCAUGAUCAUCGAAUUCUCGCCCGUGACGGACUUUCGCGAAGCCCGUUGUCGUGACUACGACGAAGACCAGUGCGCCCGACAAGGCUACUGCAACUUUUUACAUUCCAAACCAGUACCGCGCGCUCUCCUUCAGUCACUUGAAGACGACUGCGAAGCCGAUAGAAUCGCCGAAAAGGAACGACGGCGGCGGGACCGGAAAACACAAAAGAAACGCAAACACCGAGACCGCAGUCACAGCGAGGAUCGCUCGUACCGCAAACACGGACGCAGUGACCGGCAUAGGGACGGGUCGGUUUACGACUCGGAGGGCAGUCUAUCCCCCGCACCAAAGCACUAAAUGUAGGCAACACUGCAA
Molecule: messenger RNA, 848 nt
Organism: Phaeodactylum tricornutum CCAP 1055/1
Lineage: Eukaryota; Bacillariophyta; Bacillariophyceae; Surirellales; Neidiaceae
Exons: 1
Coding region: 75-830 (251 amino acids)
Biological process (GO): mRNA splicing, via spliceosome
Cellular component (GO): spliceosomal complex; U2AF complex
Molecular function (GO): metal ion binding; pre-mRNA 3'-splice site binding
Source: RefSeq, a predicted model, not a curated record